AUGGCCUUACUAAAGAACGGUAAACGCGAACAGGAGACAUCCGAGGAAUCUCCUCCUCGUCAGCUAUAACACGGAUUCUUGUAUACUGGCAUACCUGGAAAUGUGCUUAUUGCAAACCUUUGUAACGCAUCUACUUUCUCUUGACUGGGCCAAAAUUGCAUUGCUGGGGUCGUUCAAGAGGUCAUUUCUCUUUAAUUUUUAGCCCAAGUGGUUAAUAAUGCAGCAAGUUUUUGCAACACAGGUAGCGUGUGUCUCUUAUAUUGAAUUGUCCUAUAGAAACAACCGUACAGGUAAACUGCAAAGCGUUAUCUGUUGUGGAGAACAGGUGCGGAAAUGGGCCACCUGUCGAUUUCUCAACAUUUGUACCUGACAUUUGGUCCUGCCCCAGCCCAUAGGGGGAACAACGCACGUGAUAACAACGGGCGGCCCAAAACAUCCCAGUCCUCCGCAAGGAAAUAAAAGAAAGUAAUUUACAUGGACGAGAUCGAGGUCGAGGCCCGCAGCUCAAUUUAAAAGAUAAGUGAAGCUUUGCCUAUACUUUGAUAUUCUAAGGCAAUUAGUGCCUACUUUUUAUUUGAGCCCUUUUUAAAAAGUCGCUUUUCGCUGUCGGGUAUAAUCUCUCCCAGUCUUGUUAGACAAUCUGGUAAAGUAGUCGUAUUUUUGAAGCGCAUUUUAGUGACUCCGUGUCAGACUAUCUCUAUCCAAAUUUCAAAGACGCAACCAUUGUGCAUCUCUACAAGCGCAAAGGGAAUCGCCAAGUCUGCAACAAUCACCGCGGCAUCUCCCUGCUGAACAUCGCCGGGAAGAUCUUCGCACGAAUCCUCCUCAACCGCCUCAAUAACCAUCUGGAACAGGGCCUUCUGCCGGAAAGACAAUGCGGCUUCCGUCAUCAUCGUGGGACCACGGAUAUGAUCUUCGCCGCCCGUCAACUUCAGGAGAAGUGUCAGGAGGUGCGGACCCACCUGUACUCUACCUUCGUGGACCUGACGAAAGCCUUCGACACGGUAAAUCGUGAAGGACUGUGGAAGAUCAUGCAGAAAUUCGGCUGUCCGGAGCGUAUCACUCAGAUGGUGCAUCAGCUGCACGGCGGUAUGAUGGCGCGAGUCAUGGACAACGGAGCUGUCUCAGAGGCAUUCGCAGUGACCAACGGAGUGAAGCAGGGCUGCGUACUGGCGCCUACCCUCUUCAGUCUUAUGUUCUCUGCCAUGCUGAUGGACGCCUACCGCGACGAACGCCCCGGGAUCCGCAUCGCCUACAGGACGGACGGUCACCUACGGAAUCAACGGCGGAUGGACUUCCAAUAG
This is a messenger RNA of Spirometra erinaceieuropaei, 1304 nucleotides long. NCBI's taxonomy places the organism in Eukaryota, Metazoa, Platyhelminthes, Cestoda, Diphyllobothriidea, Diphyllobothriidae. The record is from the annotation of a GenBank genome assembly.